GAUCCUGUGUUAUUUUUUGUAAUACUAAAAAUGAUGCAAAUGCUUGCACUUAAUGAUAAGUUGAAGCAAGAUGCACAAGUAUUACACGGAGAUAUUGCCCAAGCGCAAAGAGAAAUUACCAUGAAACGUUUCAGAGAGGGAAAAUUUAAAUGCAUUAUAUGUACGGACGUCUUAGCAAGAGGGAUUGAUAUUCCACAAGUUGAUUUAGUGAUCAAUUGUGAACCGCCAAAAGAUAUAGAAACUUACGUUCAUCGGGCUGGGAGGACCGCGCGAGCGGGACGGCUGGGCACAGCCGUAACGUUUUUCAAACCACAAGAAGAAUAUCUUCUGUUAAACAUUCAACGACGUACCGGAAUCGUGUUUCAAAUGGUUGGCCCACCACAACCGCAAGAAAUCAUCGCUGCCACUGCAAAUGAUGUCAUCAAAAACAUAGAAUCUGUUGAAAGUACAGUGGUAUCUUAUUUUCAUGAAACAGCUAAAGAAUUAAUAGCUUCCCAAGGAGCAGUCGAGGCGUUAAGUGCAGCUUUAGCGUAUAUGAGUGGCUACGCUGGAGGAAUAAAGAAACGUUCAUUGAUGUCAGCUGUAGAAGGGUACACUACGUUGCUAUUCAGAUUUACAUAUCCGAUUAGGCACAGUAGUUAUGUAAGAAAUAUUUUCAGAAAUCAUUAUCCACAAUUAUCAGAGGACAGUAUCAAAGCAUUUAAAUUAACCAAAGAUAUGCAAGGAGUGGUAUUUGAUAUUUCUAGCGACAAGUUAGAAAUUGGAAAGGAUGGAGAGAUCGUUCUGGCCGGGAAACCUUGGGCGAAUUCUAAAACCACAACAUUGGAGAUUGCGAAAGAGUUACCGGAAUUACAGGAGUAG
Molecule: messenger RNA, 861 nt
Organism: Acaulospora morrowiae
Lineage: Eukaryota; Fungi; Glomeromycota; Glomeromycetes; Diversisporales; Acaulosporaceae
Source: the annotation of a GenBank genome assembly